This is a messenger RNA of Zalophus californianus (California sea lion), 1352 nucleotides long. Its product is annotated as T-cell receptor-associated transmembrane adapter 1. Gene Ontology annotation, biological process: positive regulation of T cell receptor signaling pathway; negative regulation of receptor recycling. The record is from RefSeq and is a predicted model, not a curated record. Lineage: Eukaryota; Metazoa; Chordata; Mammalia; Carnivora; Otariidae. The transcript has 6 exons. Gene Ontology annotation, cellular component: T cell receptor complex. The coding region runs from base 209 to 772 and encodes 187 amino acids.
CAUCACCACAUUUCCUGUUUGUAACUGAACAAAGUACACACAAAAGAUUUUGAGACACAGAAGAGAGAAAACUGAGGUACAAAGACACACUUUACUAGCACACUGCUUCUAAAAUACCAGAACAACUUGGAAAAAAAAGUUUGUGGGGGCAUUUUUAAUCCACACAUUUGCCUCAUGGCUACAUAAGGAUUUCUCUGACAAGGGAAGCAUGUCAGGAAACUCUGAAUGUCAGUUUUAUGCCUGGAUAAUUGUAGCCUUUUUGGGGUUAGCUCUGGUUGUAUCACUGAUCUUCAAUAUUUCCCACUAUGUGGAAAAGCAGCGACAAGAUAACAUGUACAGGUACUCUGAAGACUACAUUCCCAGGGAGGAUGAGUAUUACAUUGAAGACACACCAAUUUAUGGUAACUUAGAUGCCAUAGUCCCAGAACCAGUGGAUGAAAAUUGCUAUGAACAAAUGAAAGCUCGACCAGAGAGAUAUACAAAUGAACUGCAAGAAGCCACCCCACCUGCACAGGCAACUGAGGAACCACAGAUGUUCUAUGCCUCACUGCAUCACAACUGUGAGGGGAAGCGCAGGAAGCCCAGGGAAGAGAAUAGUUAUUUGUUAGACAAGGAUGAAGAUAAGCAGUUACAUGCUGUGGAUGCCAGCCUUUCUAAGACCACUUCGGUAAACAGUUUCCCGCUUGAGAGCCAGGAAAUAGAGGAAAAUGUUCAUGAUGAUCCCAUCAGACUGUUUGGAUUGAUUCAUGCAAAGAGAGAAUCUAUAAAUUAGCUGGGCUAUGAUCUAGCUCAAUAAUCCCACUCUUAUUGGAGAUGUUAAGAAAAAAAAUCCCUAGAUGACACAAGAUCUGGGAGAGUGACGAUCUAAAUUAUUUGUUAGUGGGAUGGUGGCUUACCUCUUAUCCAGAGCUUAUGUUCUUGCAAACCAAAUGUAAUGCCAUGAAAAUUAGUUAUUUGAAUUUGCUUACCAAAUGCCUAAGUAGUAAAAUGUAAAAUAAAAUCAAAUUUGCAAAUUGAACCUAAUUACAAGGUCACAACUUCACCAACCAUACUUAAUACUCUGUAAAAUAAAACGAAAAAAAAUGUUUUAAGCAUAAGUAUACUCUAGAACAUGUUGAAAGAAAAAUAAAAGCCACCUUUUAAAAAAAAUUUUUCCUUUUCAUCCGUGGAACACCCCUUAAUUGAAAGAAAUUUCUGACUGAAAGACAUGGGACAUUAAAUAUAUUUCUACAAGAAGUGGAAGAGUCUUCUUAAGAAGUAUUGUUCCCAAACGGAAGUAUCUUUAUUGCUUUUUAGAAUUGUUAUAAAGUUAAUGCAUGCUCCUUAUAACAAUAAACAAAUAUAAAAAAGAA